AUGCCGUCCUUAACCGUUCAUUGUUGCACAUGGAAUGUUGGAGAUGAAAAACCGGGAAAUGAGGACCUUUCUUCUCUCCUUGGUGUAAAUGCGAGACCAUUUCCAGAUGUUAUAAGCGUGGCACUUCAAGAGGUUUCGGGAGAAGAUUUUUGGCGGCAGAAGUUGAUGGAACAUCUUUAUCCUCGUGGCUAUGUCUUGAUCAAAUCUAGGAACUGCUGGGCUAUUUGGAUAUUUGCUUUUCUCAAGCGAAACCUUCUGCCUGCAGUCACUAAUAUCGAGUCUGAAGUCACUGCAUCAGGAUACGCUGGUGUUAUGGGGAACAAAGGAGGAGUUAGUGCAAGAUUUGAACUUUGUGGGAUAAACAUGAUAUUCCUUUCUUGUCACUUUACUGCUCAUAUGGAAAAUAAGCGUGACCGUUUAAAUGAUUAUUUUGAUAUCAUUGACCAUCAAAGUUUUAGAGAUGAAGAUGUGAAUGUCAUUUUAGAUCAUGAUUAUGUAUUUUGGAUGGGUGAUUUGAACUUUCGCAUAGAUAACGUCAAAAAAGAUGAAGUGGAGCAAAUGAUAAGAGAAAAUCGACUUAAUGAACUUUUGCAGCAUGACCAACUUUUAAAUAUGAAAAAUGACAAACUGCUUUUUCAUGAUUUCAAUGAAGGCACUAUAUCUUUCCCACCAACUUUCAAGUUUGACAAGGGUACAGAUAUGUAUGACAGUAGCAAGAAGCAACGGGUUCCAGCGUGGACAGAUCGUAUAUUAUACAUGGUCCAUAGAGAUUUCGCUCUGGAUCAUCACCUUAAUCUUCCGCAAACCAGUCGACAGCGAUCAGUCAGUCCAUCUCGUCGGUUACCUGUUCGAGGACCACCAUCACAAAUGGAAGAAAAAUUCCCAUCAAAUGAGUCUGUUAAGGGUAGACAACAUCCUGAAGCUGUUCUGCUCAAAUAUACUAGUUUAAGUGAAUAUAAGAUAUCAGAUCAUCGACCAGUUAUUGCAGUCUUUAGAUUAUCUGUACCUCCUAGGUGGUUCAGUUUACCUGUUAAAUUUGAAGAACCUAAUGGUAAAGAUUUGUCAUAUAAAGAAAUCAUCAUUCCAUUUAAAGAAAUUUGUUCCAAAAUUCUUAUUACGUAAAAGAAAAUAAUUGUUAAUCAGCUAUUAAUUAUGUCAUGCUAACUACCACUACUACUACUACCAGUCAUUUGUGUAUUAUUUCUCGUCUCAUAACUUAUUUGUAUAAUAUAAAGUAGUAUUGCUAUCAGAUGAGAGAUGAAAUAAAUAAUGUUUUCCGAUUAUUAUUACGGAGAAAUUUUCGCUGUUUAUUUUUGUUUUUGCUUUAAUUUUUGCAUCUUCUUGAGUAAUGAAAUAAUCAACAACAAAAAAUUAUCAGCCGUGGUUGUACUGUUAUUAUUGUUCCCCCGGAUUCCUUGUGGAACACAGGGCUUCAAAGACACAUCUCCACUCUGUUCUAUUUUCUGCUGUCCUCUUCUCAGCUGGGUCCACGAUUCCCCAUAAUCUCUCAUCUCCUCCUUCCCAUACGAUCGCCUCCAUGUCACUCCUGCACUGACGACCCACUCAUCGCCUCUCAUUGGGAUUCCACUUGAGCCAUGUCUAUCUGUCUGGAUUCAACAUAGAACU
Messenger RNA from Trichobilharzia regenti, 1626 nucleotides. The record is from the annotation of a GenBank genome assembly. Lineage: Eukaryota; Metazoa; Platyhelminthes; Trematoda; Strigeidida; Schistosomatidae.